AUGGCUUCUCUCUGCCUGGUGCUAUUGCUGCUCCUGGGGCUGUGGGCAUUGUGGGGGUGGCUGUGGGGAGCCCCUGGAGCCCAUUCGCCUGCCCCCCGGUGGCCCCCAGGACCGCGCCCACUACCACUUAUCGGGAACCUGCAUUUGCUACGGGUAACCCAGCAGGAUCGCUCGCUGCUGGAGCUCUCCCAGCGCUAUGGGCCUGUGUUCACGGUGCACCUGGGGCCGCAACGGACAGUGGUGCUAGCUGGGUACAAGGCCGUGCACGAGGCGCUGCUGACCACGGGGCACAAACUAGCGGACAGGCCCCCCAUCGCCAUUUUCCAGCGGAUUCAGGGGGGUGCGGGUGUUUUCUUCUCCUCGGGGCCCCAUUGGCGGGCAGCGCGGCGUCUCACCGUGAGCACCCUGCAGCACCUGGGUGUGGGGCGAGGGCUGGGGGCCCACAAGGUGUUGACCGAGCUGGGCUACCUGUCGGAGCUGCUGGACAGCUACGGAGGCAGGCCUUUCCCUCUCCGCCUGCUGGGUUGGGCACCGUCCAACGUCACCUUUGCGCUGCUCUUCGGUCGUCGCUUCGACUAUAGUGACCCCGUGUUCAUGUCCCUGCUGGACCUCAUCGAUGACGUCAUGACGCUCCUGGGCAGUCCUGCCCUGCAGUUAUUCAACAUCUACCCGCGCCUGGGUGCACUGCUGCAGCUGCACCGGCCGCUGCUGCGGAAGAUCGAGCAGGUGCGCGCCAUCCUGAGGGCCUCGCUGCAGGCCCGGCCAGCUCCCGACUCCGUAAACAGCUAUAUGGAUGCCCUGAUCCUCAAGGGCCAGGAAGGUGACCCAGAAGGCAAGUUUUCCGAAGCCGACAUGGUGGCCUGCGCCCUGGACAUGGUCAUGGCCGGCACCGAGACCACUGCAGCCACUCUGCAGUGGGCCGCGCUCCUGAUGUGCAAACAUCCUGAGGUGCAGGGUCGCGUGCAGGAUGAGCUGGACCGUGUGCUGGGUGCCGGGCGGCUCCCAUGCCUGGAGGACCAGCCGUCGCUGCCCUACACCAACGCAGUGCUGCACGAGGUCCAGCGCUUCAUCACGCUGCUGCCCCAUGUGCCCCGUUGCACGGCCACAGACACCGAGCUGGGCGGCUACUUGCUCCCCAAGGGCACUCCAGUCAUCCCACUGCUGAGCUCCGUGCUCCUGGACAAGACACAGUGGGCCACCCCAGACUGCUUCAACCCCAGCCACUUCCUGGACACGCGCGGCUGUUUCAUCAGGCGUGCCGCCUUCCUGCCCUUCUCUGCAGGUCGCCGUGUGUGCGUUGGGGAGAGUCUGGCUAGGGCAGAGCUGUUCCUGCUGUUUGCUGGCCUCCUGCAGAGGUACCAUUUGCGCCCCAUCUCUCUGGACAUGGACCCUGCCCCGGCCUUCACCAUGCGGCCACCCGCCCAGGCCCUGUGUGCUGAGCCCCGAGGCCGCUGAGUGCACACACAGUCAUGCCGGCCACCAAUACCC
Messenger RNA from Suncus etruscus (white-toothed pygmy shrew), 1488 nucleotides. RefSeq names its product cytochrome P450 2W1. Gene Ontology annotation, cellular component: cytoplasm; intracellular membrane-bounded organelle. The transcript has 9 exons. NCBI's taxonomy places the organism in Eukaryota, Metazoa, Chordata, Mammalia, Eulipotyphla, Soricidae. Gene Ontology annotation, molecular function: iron ion binding; oxidoreductase activity, acting on paired donors, with incorporation or reduction of molecular oxygen, reduced flavin or flavoprotein as one donor, and incorporation of one atom of oxygen; heme binding. The record is from RefSeq and is a predicted model, not a curated record. Gene Ontology annotation, biological process: xenobiotic metabolic process. The coding region runs from base 1 to 1455 and encodes 484 amino acids.